Molecule: messenger RNA, 3486 nt
Organism: Plasmodium malariae
Lineage: Eukaryota; Apicomplexa; Aconoidasida; Haemosporida; Plasmodiidae
Product: conserved Plasmodium protein, unknown function
Exons: 1
Coding region: 1-3486 (1161 amino acids)
Source: RefSeq, a predicted model, not a curated record
AUGAGAACAAAAAGAACUCUUCCAAAAAAGCAGAUAUUGGAAGAAAUGAUAAUACUAAAAAAAAUGAUAGUAAUACUAGUGAGUGUGAUCCAGGUAAAGAAAAAAAAAAAAAAAGACCCGUACCAUGAUUUGGUAGAGCUGUUACCCUCAUAUUACGUAAAUAAUCAAUAUGAUCAUAAUAUAAGUAUAGACAGAGAUGAUAAUAUUAGCAGACAAGCAGUGGGGAAUAAUUUCAAUCCAAGUGAUAAUAAAAAUGCAACAAAUAUGAGUAGAAACUUUGAAGAGUUGAAUGAAAUUGAUUCAGUUUCCUUUAACAGUGUAUAUUACGAAAAUGAGAAUAAUGCAUAUAAAUAUCCUGACCAUGUACAUAAUUAUGACAAUGAGAAAGAUAGUAGUAACCGCUUACGAAAUGAAUCGAAUGGACAUAAUUACGUUGGGAUAUGCAGAAGGAAUAGCAACGAGUCCUCAAUGGCCAUUCUGGAAGAUGACUUACGGAAAGAGGAUCCGACUAUGGCAAAAAGGAAGUACACCAUCAGAUCUUUUACAGAUGAAGAUAAAGUGGGAAAGGAAGGGGAAGAAGAAGAGGAAGAAUAUUUUACUCAUAACGAUAAAGAACAACUAAAUGAUAUGUUAACCCGUAUAGAAAAGGUGUUUAAGAAUAAUACUGGGCACUUUAAUGUGAACGAUGUUAAGGAAAUUUUUGAAAAGUUAUUUGAAAAUAGGGUUAGGAAAAAGAUGUUAAUUACUUUAUAUUACUAUAUCUGUCAUUCUUACAUGAACAGGAAAAUUCUGAAUUUGAAGGAAGAGUACAUCUGUGAUAUGUUAAUAUACAAGUUUUUAUUAAAUGUUCAUAAAAUAAGAAAGAAAAGAAAGAGAUAUAAAGAGCAAGAAAAAAUUAUGAUAAUAAACGAAAAGUUAGACGUUGCAGAUGUGAUACAAAAUAAAAUACACAAGUACAGUUCCGUGUUAAUGCAAAAUGAAAACUAUAUUACGCAAAUGUUUGAAAAAAAGAAAUAUAUUUAUUCUAUUAAUAGGAUGUUGAAAAAUUAUGUUCAUAACAUUUUGAACGUUAUACUCCAUAAUAUAAUCAUACUCAAAAAAAAUAGAAAAAAAAAUCAAAGGAAAUAUUUGGAUGAAAAAAAAAAAGAAUUACUCAAUCAGGAGCUAAAAAUAAUAGAAAAAGAAAAGGAGGUAAUCAAAGAAGAACAAGAUAUUCAAGAGAGAGAAAAAAAAAUACAAAAAGAAAAUGAGGAUAUAUGCAAAUCGGAAGAAGUCAUUUCUGUAAAAUAUGAUCAACAGAUAAACAAAAUUAAUGAAGAUAUAAAUCUCAUGGAUGUUAACAUAAAAGAAUUAGAAAAGAAAAUUGAACUUAUAAAAAUAGAGAAAUUGAACGCAUUAAAAAGGAGAAAUCAAAUAGAAGGGGAAAAACAAAUAGAGCUAGGGUUAGUUUUACAAAAGAAAUCAAAAAUACAUACAUCCAUGAACUUUCUAAAAAACACACUUGAACUUGUAAAUGAAAAGAAGACAUUCAUCAUAAAUGAAAAGGAAAGGAUGAAAGAAGAUUCAGCAAUUUUGUGCACAAUAUACAAGAGAUGGAAUGAAAAAUUUUUUUUAACUAAUCAGUUAAUAUCAGCUCUGAGAAAGAGUAUAGAAAGGUUUAGUAAAGAUUAUGACCAUAUGAGUAUUUCAGAUUGUCAUAGUAUUACUGUAUCUACUACAAAUGGAAACCCCCUUAUAAGUGAUGGUAAAUCUGUCCAGCCAGUGGAACAACAAAUACAGCAAGGAAAAAACGAAAACACAAAUAUUCAAAUGGUAGAGUCUAACGUAUCAGAAACGCAAAAUAUGGUUCCAUACUAUGAACAGAAUGAAGGAAAAUCAAAAGGAGCACAAAAGUAUUACUCGUACGAUAAGGGUCAAAUAGUGGAUAAUGAACAAAAUAACGAUAUACAAAAUUUUGGAAAAAUAAAAGAGAGGUGUAAAAAUGUAGUCAUUAAUAUUAACGUUUCUUAUUCAAUAAAAAAAAUAUAUUUUUUAAAAAAAAAAAUCCUUGAACUUGAAAAAGUUUGUAACUAUGUAAAAGAAAAGAAGAAAAAACUUAUGAUUGAUAUAAAUCAGUGUAACUGCGAAUUAGACAAUAUAAAUAUUAAAAAAGAAAAUUUAAAAAAUAAAAAGAAGAUUUUACUCAAAAGCAAAAUGUUAAAUGAAGUGAAAAACACUAUUAACGAAUUUGAUGAAUUAUUAAAAACAGAAAAUACCAUUUUAAAGCAAUUAGAAAACUCAAAAAAUGACAUGACUAGUUUGAAAAAGCAGUACCUUAUCUAUAAAGAAAAAAAAGAAAGAGUAAAAAAAAAAUUAUCUUUACAAGAAAGGAAGUUAUUAAAAAGUGAAAUGGAAUAUGUUGAACGUUUUUUAAGCUCAGUACAGCUUGAUGAAAAAAUCAAAUGGCAGUUUAUCGAAAGCAAUGAUUUAACAAAAACAAGCCAAAAUUGUAUGAUCGUAAAAGAGGGAGAAGCCGAACAGGAGAGAAACAAUGAAGAGAUAAGGAACAUGGUAAAAGUAGAUAGCUCUUGUGGAAAAGAGGAAAAAGUAAAAGACUGCGUUGCACAAAUUAGGUGCUAUAAAAACGGAGAAGAAAUGAAUGCAAGGAGAAAAGAAGAGAAUAGUGGGGAUAAGGAAAAUUUUUUAUUUUCUGAAGAUUCAGAUGACACAGAGAAGGAGAGAAAUUUAAGGCAAGACGUGAAGAGUUUGUUGCACGAAUUGGAGAACGGCAGUUCGGGGUCUGAAAAGGAGGAAAUUUCAAAUGACGAAAAGGAAGAUGUGGAAGUAGAAAUAGACAAAGAUAAUGAAAAUGUUGGGGGAGUAGAAAGCGGCAAAGGGAGCGAUGAUGAUGGCGAACUAGACACUGACGAAGCAAAAAAUAGUGAAAAUAAAAAUACAGAAUCUCAAAGUAGUCAAGAUGAACGCGGAGAAGGAGAAAAGGAAGGAGAAGAAGAACAACAACAACAACAACAAAGCGGUCAUUCUGAAGGUGAACAAAAAGAUAAAGUUGGAACAGAUGAAUCAUGUACAUGCCAACAAAAAUAUAAAAAAAAAAAUAUAUUAUCAGAAGAAAAUAGCAACAAUCAGUCGAUGAAAAACCAGCCAGUCCAAAUAACAUAUGAUACUGACAGUAUUAUAAUUAACAAUGACCCCCGUUUAAGUGGAAAUUACGAUGAACUUUUGAAUGUAAUGAAAAAAUUAAAAGAGGGAAAAAGUGAUAUCUUCGAAAAGAUAUUAGAAAGAUAUAAAACCAUAUAUAGCGUAAAUGAAAAUAUAGACUAUAACAUGUUAGAACAAGAAAUUACAAACUUUUAUAAUGAUGUAGUGAAAGAAGAAAAUAUUUUAAAAACUAAAAAGUUAAGUAUAAUAAAAAAAAAAAAAAAUUUAUUAAAAAAGUACUACUCAUACACGUCAGAUAAUAGUGACGAGGAGGAGUUAAACAUGUAA